Messenger RNA from Haplochromis burtoni (Burton's mouthbrooder), 2077 nucleotides. Its product is annotated as tyrosyl-DNA phosphodiesterase 2-like. The coding region runs from base 98 to 1024 and encodes 308 amino acids. Gene Ontology annotation, biological process: double-strand break repair. The transcript has 6 exons. Gene Ontology annotation, cellular component: cytoplasm; PML body. Gene Ontology annotation, molecular function: single-stranded DNA binding; 5'-tyrosyl-DNA phosphodiesterase activity. Lineage: Eukaryota; Metazoa; Chordata; Actinopteri; Cichliformes; Cichlidae. The record is from RefSeq and is a predicted model, not a curated record.
AGCCAAGCCCUUUUUCAGUUAUAGUAAAUGAAUAGAAAGCAAAACCUUCUUGUCACUUUUCUUUCAGAGAGCCUUGAACUAGUUUGUUGAAGCAGACAUGGAGAGCGACUCUGAAACACACAGUGGUGAAGAUACUACUCCAGAUGACUGGAUGGAAUUGGCUGAUGACAGUCCUGAUGGAAGUCCUGCUUACAUUCCGGCCGACACUCCAGGUGCCAGUCCAGCCAACAGUCCUGCUGCCACACAGAAACCCUCAGAAAAAGAGGAUUUUAAACUGUCCCUAAUCACCUGGAACGUGGACGGGAUUAAUGGGGAAAAACGUCCAGAGCGUGCCAGAGGCCUGGUUAAAUAUUUAAACUUAUACAAACCUGAUGUGGUGUUCCUGCAGGAGCUCAUUCCCCCUUAUGUCCACUUCUUGAAGAAACGGUUUGCGAGCUACCUGAUGAUUAAAGGUGCUGAGGAAGGUUACUUCACAGGGAUGUUGCUGAAAAAGUCACGAGUCACAUUUGUGGAGAGUGAGAUAGUACCUUAUCGCACAACUCAGAUGAUGAGGAACCUGCUUGUUGCUCAGGUGAUCGUCGACGGCCAGAAGCUGUGCCUGAUGACAUCUCACUUUGAGAGCUUUAAGGCAUGUUCUAAAGAGCGUAUGAAUCAGCUGCAUGUGGUGAAGUGGAGGUUUAAACAUGCACCUGAUGAUGUCACCGUUGUGUUUGGGGGAGACACAAACCUGAGGGACGCGGAGGUACCCAAGGUGGGCCUGCCUGCAACUGUCUGUGAUGUAUGGGAGCAACUGGGCAAGCAGGAGCACUGCCGCUACACGUGGGACACCACUACUAACACCAAUCAGAAUAUCUCUACACCUGCUCGCUUCCGCUUUGACAGAAUCUACCUCCGCCCGGCUAUCAAACAUGGAGUCCCACGUCUGGCCCCUAAUCACAUGGCCUUGGUGGGGCUGGAGAAGCUGGACUGUGGACGCUACACUAGUGAUCACUGGGGAAUCUACUGCACCUUCUCAGCUGAAUAGAACUACACAAAACAACCAAAAACAUGACAGUUAAGCAUUUUAUUUUAGAUCAGCUGCUCUUUAAACCACUGUAACUCUAUGCAGGAAGAUAUUCUUAUUGCCUGUAAAUGAUUUAUCUUAAUUUAAUCAGUUCAAUUUAAUUUAUUCCUCUAAUGUGUGUUUGCUUAAGUGUUUUAUGUGGUUAAAAUGGCCAAUUAAAAUAUGAAAACCACCAAUAAAUUAUGUCUGCUUUGUUUUGAUAUAAAUUUGUAUUGACCGAUAACAAGAUCCAUUAGCAGAAGUCUGACAGCUCUUCAGCUUUUAACGUUGUUACAUGAUCUUCCUCAGUGGAUGGAGUUGGGACUGAAAAACACCACACACAGCAUGAGAAACCCUACUGUGAUGUCACUCUGUGUGUAAUACACACAUCCGGCCACUAGAGGGCAGUACACAGUUGAGUAGCAACUGUUCAAGCAGUGAGUUUUUUUUUAUACACUUACGACUGAAGCUCUUGAUUAGCAAGACUAGGAAGACGGCCCAUGUUUUCGAAGAAGGUGAACUGCUCACAUCAGAAAACAUCAGACAAUCUGCAGUUAACUUAAUCUUCCAGAUCAUUUUCAGGAAGAGCAGACACGGAUAUAAAAAUGGGUUGACCUGAUCUGUUCAUGUGAGGAGUUGUCAUGAAAUGCAGGACGAUAGGACAGACAGACUUGACAAAGCAAUAAAACAAAACAAAACAAAACAUAUAUUGCCUUUAUUGUUGCUAAUGCAAAUCCAGAAUAUAAAAUACCAAUGUCCACAAACACAAAGAAGAAAUCAGGAGGGAAGGCUCUAGGGUUUAAACACAGCCAAACUGAGGUUACAUACACAGACAGAAGGCAAGUGGAAACAUCAGGGUAACAAGACAUAAAGACUAUACGAAAAGCCAUCAAAGCACAAAAGAUCAGUGACCACCAGAAAAAAACACAGCAGUUGGUGUAACAGGCACUCACAGAGACAAAGAUUUGACAAAGAGAGGGUACAAGGGAUGAAAUGUGUGUCAUUAAAAACACCCUGAAAAAACAUUAAAACUGA